Molecule: messenger RNA, 6771 nt
Organism: Clunio marinus
Lineage: Eukaryota; Metazoa; Arthropoda; Insecta; Diptera; Chironomidae
Source: the annotation of a GenBank genome assembly
AUGGAAGAUAUUGAUUCAAUUAAAAGUGCACCAAUGUGCGAAGAAACUGUGCUUUGGUUCGAAUUUCUUUUGAAACCUGAAUUACUUGAAGGAUUUCUGAAAAAUGAGAAGGAAGGUUCAGCACAUGCAAUAUCUGUUAUGGGUGAAUUUUUGGGAAUCAGCGGCAAUGAAAAUCCACAACAAGUAAACGAAAUUAAUUCACCAGAUUCAGAUUCACUAAAUAAAUGUGAAAGUUUAUCGCUUAAAUUGGGAAGAAAACAAUUAGCACUUAAAAUUCUAUCACUAAAAGUCGCUUCAUAUCUUAAUUUCAAUCUUGAGAUAUUCGAAAAAUGUCUACCAAUACAAAAACAGAUUCAAUUACUUAGUGAUCUUGCUUCGGUUGCUUCUGGAAGACUUGUAAACUUACCCUUAUCGCUUGUUCAUGAAGUUCCAUUAUCACCAGAAGGAAACAAAGCUGCACUAAACUUCGCUCUUACUUUGUAUCAUCGCUGGUUGCUAAGAGCUCAUGUUUUAAGAGGAAAUGCUACAAGAUCUAAACCAUUUGUUCACAUUAUGACUACUCCUGAUCAACCAAAUAACAAUUCCAAUCCUGAUGACAAAUUUUUUGCCGGCAUCGAACCAUUCACUCCGUCAAGCAUUGAGUUCCUCAAUCAAAUCAUAGACGACCCCGAUCCAUUUCGAAUGCUCACAUUUGAAUCCUUCGUUCCACUCAAAGAAAGCUCAUCGAAACUUGAACCAUACAAUGGACAGAAAUUUGACAAGUCAAUCAUCAUCAGUAAGACAGAACUGAAAGCUCAAAUCUAUUAUGAUCUCUGUGCUUAUAACAUAUUCAUCAAGAAAUAUGAUAUCGGAAAGGAGAUGAUACUUUUAUGCAGAGACAAUUUAAACAAGCUAAAACAAGAGCAUGAUGGUAAUCUCUCGAGUAAUCGUUUUUGUACUGUGACAGAUGAUGAUUUACGUGGCUAUCUAUUAGCGUGUGGAAUAUUAGAUCACAAAUCAACAACACUUUUUCAACGUUUCAACGAAUCAAUUCUUAACAAGAGCAAUGAUCUUGAAACUAUUUUAAAUGAAGAUAAUUUUAAACGAGAGAUUCCUUUUAUUCACCGUAAAACUCUUGAGGUUGAACAAGAUAAAUCAGGCAAUGAAUAUUUUAAAUUGCUUGCAUUAAACACGAUUCGAUUCGUUCUCGAUACUAAAAAUAUUUUAACAAGCGAUACUACAACAUUGAAUCUUAAGGAAAACGCAAAACGAUUAAUUUUUCUGAAAUAUUUCAUUCAGUAUUCAAACGACAUUCAUCAGAAAUUGUCUCUCAAUGAAAGAUUCAGCAUCCGAAAUUAUCUUCUAAACUUCCUCGUAACAUUUUCAUCGAAUGAAACUGAAAUCAAAGAAUCAAAAUAUUUUGAGAAAAAUGAAGUUGAAAUAUUUAAAAAGCAGAAGAUUGGAGAUCCAAAUAUUCAUCCAUCUGGCAUUGGAUUGUUACAAGAUUGGAAUAUUCCAGACGUUAAAAAUCACAAUGAUAUUUUAUACUCGAAAAUUCUUUUCGGCGAUCUUGAACGAAAGCUUGUCGUGUGCAUGUCACCCAAGCAAAUAAGAAAACUUCUCGUCGAACUUGCCAAAUUCAAUCCACAAAUGCCGUUAUGGGCGAUCAAUAAAAAUUGGUUCAUUCCUGCUGAUGUACGUAUCGCUGUAUUAAAUCUCAAACGAGGGUUUCUGCAAGAUUUUGCUUACAUUCUUCUUGGAAAGUCAAAUGAAUUGCUUCAGAAAAAAGACUACACCACAUCCAUCAGUUUAUUGACUGAACUUCGAUCAGAAUCAAAACGUCCCGAAUGGUCGAAUGACAUGAAUGUUAAUAAACUUGGAAAAUUACUCGAUUGGGAGAAAUUCAACAUUCAAAUUAUUCAAAGGUUGGAGAAUUAUUGGCCGAACAAACCGCCUACUAUUAAAGAUCCUUGGAUAGUUAAACUCAAGCAGAUGGUGGGUGGAAUCAACAAUGAAAUGCCUCGAUUGGAAAUUAUUGAAAACUCCAUGUUCAUGCUGUUGAAUGUUAAUGACUGGAACAGUUGUCUCAUUCCAGAGAGUAAUGCAAGUUUAUUCACUGAAAUAUGUUCAAUAUUUUCUGCAAUGAUGGUGGAUAUGCAACAAGAUACCAAAAAUAAAAAUCUUCUACCAAGAAAACGAGAAUUCUGGGAUUUCAUCCUUCCAAUUUUCCUCAACAACAGUAUUCAACAACAGAAUCAAAACCCUAAACGGAGUCAAAAUAACAGAAGAUCAAGCGAAUCUCCAGCACGCUUUGUUGCAUCAGCAAUGAACAUUUCAGUGUUUAAACAAUUUUUGGACAAAAUGAGAGAUUCUUUUGCAAUUUCAAUUUUACUCUCAAUGCUUUCAAAAAUGCAUAAUCUUUUGAAAGAUGACACUAACAUGGAGCUUAGCAUCGAAAACUUCCAUUUAUGGCCUCAAAGUAUUAGUAAUAAAAACAUGGAUGCAAAAAGAAACUUAGCAUAUGAAAAUCAUAAACUUACUGUCAAAAGAUGGGAACGUGAAUUUCAGAAGAAAAAUAAAAGAAUACCAUCAAAAGAUGAUAUAAGAGAUGCUCCAACAGAAGUUCGGCAAUCUUAUAAAAUGUAUUACAAAAUGAAAACAGAGAUUUUAUCUCUAGAACUUAGCGGAGCUUUAGAAGAGGAAGAUACGGAGAUAAGUUCAACUCAACCCAAUUCCUCUUCAUACUUUUCAUCAGAACUUGAGGGAUUUUCUGAAUCUUAUAAUGAAGUUUCACAUAUAAAUGAAUCAUAUGAUCAAUCGCUGACAGAAGAGAGAAAAGUAAGCGCUCAAGAUAAUCAAGACUAUGAAAAUUAUCACAAUGAAAGCAUCAAUAAGGAUGUGUGGAAUGAAAAAUUAAAUAAAAAGAAAUCAAUGCCACAUCAGAAUAAAAAAAUUUUGCCAACGCUAGAUGGUAAUAAGAAAAAAUGGAGUCUAAUGAUGGAACCAAUAACACUGAAACCACUCAGAAAUCCAAGAAAACCUUUUUCUAAAAACAAACUAGCUACAAGUAAAAGCUUGGUUGAUUUCCAUGAGAAUAAAGAAACAUUACCAGACCUUGAGACGAUUCUUUUGCAGAAAACGAGAUCAAAAAUGUUACCAGAAUUAAAAAAGAUUGAAUCAACUUCUGUUCAAAUAAAAAAUUCUGUUAAUGAUGGAUGGUUGGAAAGGAACACAAUAACAGUCUUAAGCUCAUUGAGUCACUCAGAAAUAAGCAAAACAUCGUCAUCUUUAACAAACACUUCAAGUUUUGGGUUGUCUAACUUAAAUUUGAAAUCAUUUGCUUCAUCUUCAUCUCUCAUUUGCCGUGAAAACAGCACUGAAAUCAAGUUUCAUGCUUCAAAUGAAUCUGAAAAUGAAAUUAUAGGAAAUAGUGACGAUGAAGAUUUAGGAGCAUUGAAAAGUCCACCACUUUUACCUGUCGCUAAGAAACGUCGAUUAUCCACUGAAAAUUUAUUAGAAUCUCCAAAAAAAGAAUCUUCACUUCCUGAAAAAUCUCAAACUCUAGAAACAAUCAAAGAGUUUAACGAUUCUAAGGAUCAUUCAAAUGAUUCUGAAAUCGAAAGCAAUUCUCCUGUUAUGAAGCGAAAGCGAAGCAUGUUGACACGUUCAAAGAAAGGGAUUUCAAAAAUCACAGAAAAAGCAAAAAAGAUCUUCAAACAAAGUAAGAAAUCAUCGAAGAAAAUGAAGGAUGAGACUUCAGAAGAAAGAAAAGAGGAUGAAGAAGAAGAGAUUAAUUUUAUGAUUGAUUCUGAUCCUAAAUCAUUGACGACCGUGCCUCGAGUAUCGCAAAAAGAACUUAAUAUGACUGAAAAAAUAUUUAAUAAUUAUGUCAAUCAAGCUAAUACAAUGCCAUCAACAUCAAAUAACACAAGGACGAUCAUCGAUUCAAAAACUGCUGCGAAAAAGGAAAUUCUGAAAAAGAAAAUUGCAGCAGGAACAUUAAAUGACAAUUUUGUGUCAGUAAAUUUAAAGAAAAAAGUUUUUGUGCGAGGGAAGAAAGCUUUCAGUUUCAGUAAAUAUAAGAAGACAAUGUGGAAAAUUCAUUCAACAAAACCCGACACGAUGCCUUCAACAUCAAAUGAAAUUUGGAAAAUGAUCGACGAGGAAAGUGACGAUGAUGAGGAGUUUGAUGAUAUGGAAGAGCUCGAUGAAAUAUUGAAAUGUGAUAAAGAAAAUAGAGAUCGAAAUUCUGAGUUAAUAAAUCAUCCAGAUGAAGCAACAGUUUCAGUAAAUUCAAAGGUUUAUAUUGGACAAAAAAUCCCGGAAGAUUUCUUGAAACGAUCAGGAAUUCUGGAUGAAAUGUGUGGGAGUUUCAAUACAGAAAUUAAUCCUGUUUACAAAUUGAAUUCAGAUGGAACUCUUCCAGCAACGCCAAAAGAAGUUUUUGAAGCAUUGAACAUGUUUGGAUUCAAAGAAUUUCGUUGUGGUCAAGAGCAGGCAAUCAUGAGAGUCUUGUGCGGUAUGUCAACACUUGUUACGUUAAGCACAGGCAGUGGAAAGUCUUUAUGUUAUCAACUUCCUGCAUUUCUUUAUCGCAAAGUGAAACAAUGCAUAACUUUGGUAAUUUCACCGCUGGUCUCAUUGAUGGAGGAUCAAGUGCAUGGAAUUCCUGACUUUUUAAACGCGCAAUGCUUACACACAAAUCAAACUCCAAAGCAACGUCUGAUGACAAUGGAAGCAAUAAAAUCAGGAAAAGUUGAAAUCCUUUUAGUGUCGCCAGAAGCUGUUGUGGCUGGAGAGAAAUCAACUGGUUUUGGAUCAUUAUUGAGACAAUUGCCACCGAUUGCCUUCGCAUGCAUUGACGAAGCUCAUUGUGUGAGUCAAUGGAGUCACAACUUUCGACCAUCUUAUCUUAUGAUUUGCCGAGUGCUUCGUGAGAAGCUUGGAGUUAAAACUGUUCUUGGUUUAACAGCAACAGCGACACUUCAAACAAGAGAAAGCAUUGUUCAUCAUUUAAGUAUUCCUGAUGGAAUAAAUGGAAUUAUCAGCGAUAUUCCAUUACCAAACAAUCUCAUUCUUACAAUUUCAAAAGAUGAAAAUCGUGACCAAGCAUUGAUGUCACUUUUACGAAGCGAAAGAUUUUCUUCACUUCAAUCAAUUAUCGUUUAUUGCACUCGACGUGAUGAAUGUGAAAGAAUUGCAGGAUUUCUUCGAACAUAUUUGGCACAAGAAAACAGUCAAGAAAUGCCAAAAACUUUUGAUAAAAAGGAGAAUCAUAAGAAAAGGAAACGAAAUAAUUUGUUUGCUGAAGCAUAUCAUGCUGGCUUAGCUCCAUAUCGUCGUCGUUCAAUUCAAAACCAUUUUAUGUGUGGUGACUUGAGAGUCGUUGUUGCAACAAUUGCUUUUGGCAUGGGAAUAAACAAGUCGAAUAUUCGUGGAAUUAUUCAUUACAAUAUGCCGAAAAGCUUUGAAAGUUAUGUUCAGGAAGUUGGACGUGCAGGAAGAGAUGGAAAGGAAGCUCAUUGUCAUGUGUUUCUUGAUUCGAAAGGAAACGAUUUAUGUGAAUUGAGACGUCACAUAUACUCAAACUCGAUUGAUCGUCAUGUUAUUCGAAAACUGUUAAGAAAAGUCUUCGUUCCAUGUUCAUGUUCUCAAUCGCAAACUCGUUCGAAUCAAAAGUCGAGAUGUUGUCCAGGUCAUGAAGUUUGCUUCUCGAUUGAUCAAACAGUUCAAUUGUUGGAUAUUCCGCAAGAAAACAUUUCAACUCUUCUUUGUUAUUUGGAACUUCAUGAACAAUGUUACAUCAAAGUUUUAAUUGAUGUUGCUGCUGCAAUUUGUUGGGACAGCGGCGUUGUGAAAUAUCAAUUGAAGCAAUUAGAAUGGACGGUCGUUAAUGGCGCUUCAAAACGAUCAUCAAUCACUGUCACUUUCUCAGAUUUAGGAUUUCGAAUACGUUCACCUGGUGACUUAACUGACGAGGAACUUGAUUCUGCACUCGACUCAUUAGAAAAGCGAACAUCAUCACAAGAAAAAACUCAAUUAAUUCAAUUCCAGUUGAUUUACCUACCAAGUUCUGAAAAAAAUACGACAGAUUGUCUAGAUUCCAGAGAAUUAAAACAGAAAACGGAAAGUAAAACUGCCAUUCACAGCAGUACUUAAGUUUGCAGCUGAAGAUUUCAACAUCACCUGCAACAAGUGCCAAAGCCAUCAAAUGCUUUCGUUGCUGUGGUUAUUUGAGAUGGUUUGAUUACUCGCAGGAAAUACUGCUGACAUCGAUGCAAAUUUGUUGAUUAUUACUCCUUUCUCCCUUUGAAUAAUGCACAAGUAGUAUUGACAUUGAUGUGAUGUUGCAUCUGAAUCUGUUUCUUCCGGUCUGGGAUGGCAAGGAAGAAAUCUGGACAUGAAUAACUAUCGUCAACAUUAAAAUAAAACAGAUUGUUGGCUAUCAGUCGGAAAUUUCUUCAACAUUUUAUUCGGAGUCAAGCGUGCUGGACAAGCGCUAAUGAAGUGUCCAAUUUUGGUGCAAAAGAAGCAAAAAUAAAAUUUAAAACCAAUUUUAAAAUAAAUUUCCGCUCCUGAUGCAACAUUGUAAACCUCUUGAAUUACCUUUGCAUCUGCUUCGAGUUUUAAAAGAGAACGGGACAUCAAAAUAAUUUUCAUUCCACGUUGAGCAAGCUGUAAAAAUUAAAUAUUGGAAAAAUUUACAAAGGUUUUCUUGUAAAAUUAGUAGUUUUAAAUGACAAUAACACAUGUGACGGUUUGUCAAUAACAUUAAGAAGUUUUUUGGCUUUU